This is a messenger RNA of Cynara cardunculus var. scolymus (artichoke), 1111 nucleotides long. RefSeq names its product universal stress protein PHOS32-like. The record is from RefSeq and is a predicted model, not a curated record. The coding region runs from base 134 to 865 and encodes 243 amino acids. The transcript has 2 exons. Lineage: Eukaryota; Viridiplantae; Streptophyta; Magnoliopsida; Asterales; Asteraceae.
ACACUCUCAAAACAACCUCCAUAGCAGCACCGGAGACUGAAAGAAACUUGCACUCUGCUCCCCUCAACUAUCACAAUAUUACAUAAAUUACCCCUGUACAUAUUUCAAUUUCAGCUUUUCAAAUAACUGGUUCAUGGCGUCACCUGAAAAGCCGCCGCCGGCGAUCAUCGUCCAACCAGCAUCCCCUCGGUUUCCAAAAUCCGGCACUUUAACCGCCGGAACUCAACGAAAAGUCGCGAUAGCCGUCGAUCUAAGUGACGAGAGUGCAUACGCCGUGAAUUGGGCCGUUCAGAAUUACCUCCGCCCUGGAGACGCCGUGAUACUCCUCCACGUCCGUCCUACCUCCGUCCUGUACGGCGCAGAUUGGGGCGUCGUCGAAGCCUCCGAUGCCGAUGCCGAUUCCGCCACCGAUGAAGAAUCGCAGCAAAAGCUGGAAGACGAUUUCGAUGCGUUUACAACAACCAAAGCGAACGAUCUGGCGAAGCCGUUAGUCGAUUCUCAGAUCAAUUUCAAGAUCCACAUCGUGAAAGAUCAUGAUAUGAAGGAACGAUUGUGUUUAGAGGUUGAAAGGUUAGGGUUGAGUGCUGUAAUAAUGGGGAGCCGAGGGUUUGGUGCUUCUAGAAGGACGACGAAAGGGCAGAGGCUUGGGAGUGUGAGCGAUUACUGUGUGCAUCACUGUGUGUGUCCUGUGGUGGUUGUGAGGUUUCCGGACGAUAAGGAUGGAGGAAUCCGAGUCGGAUCGCCGCUUCGGCUGAGUGAUAAGAACGGCGGCAGCGAGCUGCAUCCAGUGCCGGAGGAGGAACCGGAGUUUCAUGAUGCAUCCGACAAGCAAACAGAUAAAGCAGAUCCGGAAAAGGCUUCUUGAAGAUGUGGAAGUUUGAAUGGCGUGAUAUAUAUCGAGAAGAACAGACGAGCGGACAGAAGGAAGUGUUUUAAUGUUGGGUUUUUUUUCUUCGUUUCGGGGAUUAUGAAUGAAUGAAGAGGUUGGUUUCUAGUUGUAAACGGGCCGCCGCCGCCGCCGCCGCUUUGGUGUUUAAAGGUUUAGUGUUUGAAAACUGUUGUUUAUGUGUUUGAAGCCUCAUUAUAUAAUGAAAUGGUUUGUUUUUAUUGA